CAGUCCUCUUCGGAACUCAGUCGAGAGCACAUGUGUCAUCGCCAAUGAAAAUAGUGACGAUAAAAAUAUAAAAUCGUUUUUUUAUUCUUUCAAUACAACCGUGAAGUGAUUUAAUAAUAAAAUUGGAGUUUGGAUUUUCCUACUAUUUAUAUUGCCUGUCACAACCAGGGCUGUUCCUCAUAGUUUUUGAGUGGCAGCAUGAGUUGUCUGUAACACGUUGUGGCGUUCGUGAGGUGUGUGUGAGGUGCGCGGCACGAUGACUUCGGAGCGGGCCAUCCCGCAUCUGCGAGACAUCUUCAGCCUGAACCAGCAGUACGAUGGCAAGGCGUACGAUGACGACGACACAAACAAGAAGGCCGCACGGAAGAAGAAAGAAGACUACCGUACCUACACCAAUGGCGACGUCAAGACCCUCGAAAGGCAUCUCAGUAUGAAGAAAACGAUAAGGAAAAAGAUCAUGCGCGACCUUCAGCAGGCAUUCGUUGAAGACCCUAACGAGUUUAAGGUCGAGAACACGAGCCCGGAAAAGUUGAAAGCGGAACUGAGCGCAGAGGCAGUUAAAAUCGAGAAGAACGUUCGCAAGAAUGAUCCGACUUUCUUAGACAUGCUGCGCGGAGAGACCAGGGGCGAGGAGACGCGGGAGGAGCAGCCACCCGCCGAAAAGACCAGCUUCUGGCGACGGCUCACCAUGAAGAAUAAAAAUAAGAGAUAAUUGAAGAGCGGCAGCCGAACACCUCUUACUCCGUUUUAUAACCACAUUUUCUAGGAGAUCGGGACUCCAAUUAAGAAAUUUUCUGAUGGCAGCUCAAAGAUCUCGAUUUAAUUUUAUCGAUUCUCAAUCUCCUAGGGAAUACUUUAUUGAUCUCUGUGUCAAUUACUUAAUUGAAUGUUCUAUAAAAUAUUUUAAUGAAUUAAGUAACAGAAGUGAAGCCGACUUUUGAAGCAAAUUAAUGUCAUAUCGUAUACAUUUUAAUCACCGACUGAUCUUGUAAAUCUUUACACUGCCUCUGGUUGACUAUUUCUGUACAUUGUAUUUUUAUAUACUAAGUAUUUGAGAUUAUUGUUUUUCAAAUAAUUGUAAUUUUUUUAUUCCGCUAUUGUGGCAAACCGAAGAGUUUGUAACAUUUUCAUUUUAUAAUUAAAUCCUCUAUUGGGAACGAAAGUAAUGUGAAUAUUAAAUUUCAAUCUGGCAACUUUUAAUUUAACAUUUACUGUUGUCAUUGCUUUAUGCUUACAUUUCAAACGGAAAAUUCAAUGAAAAAUCGGAAUAAAAUUGUUAAAAUAUGGCGCUGAAUGUAUUUUUAUCCGAGUAAUCGCUAAUGUUUUUAAUAAUUAUAAUAUUGUAAAUGCAAUUAUUAUGCAUGUGUUUAUAUUUAAAACUAUACUGCAUAAAGAUAGAAAGCAAAAAAGUCUAUUGACCUGAAUUUUACUAACAGUGGAUUUCUGAUACCAAAAUCUCUUGUGUAAAUCAUACUGCUAUCUCUGUUUUGUCAAAGAUAAAAGACAGGGAUAACGAUAUGUUUUAUACAGAGAUUUUAGUCUUAGAAGCCCAUGAUAAAUGUAUUACCUGUCAUUUUUAUAUUCCGUAUAUUUGACCACGAGUUAUUCCUGUUGUAUUUGAUAUUAAGAUGUAUGCAUUUACUCUGGGAACUUUUAAAUGUACUUAACAUGAGCUCUAGUUGUAAAAUGCAUAAUAUUAAGUUUUAUAUUGUCUAUGUCUUGUUUAGGUUAAGCUUACGGGUUGGAACGGAGUAAGGAGUAAUAUCGGUAAAUGUGGCUUAUUAUUAUUAAAACAAUCUCGUUUUUAUGUGAUGUAAUUAAGUCGGAAAGUAUGUAAUAAGCGAUAAUAAGUGGUCCCUAAAUGUAGUUUAAGGUAGGCUCGUGGCAAUUCCCUGUUGUGACAUUUUUUUAUCAUAAUUAUUAUCCUAUAUAAAGUGAUUUUACACGUUUA
Papilio xuthus (Asian swallowtail) is the source of this 1951-nucleotide messenger RNA. RefSeq lists its product as uncharacterized. Lineage: Eukaryota; Metazoa; Arthropoda; Insecta; Lepidoptera; Papilionidae. The transcript is spliced from 3 exons. Bases 257 to 712 code for a protein of 151 amino acids. The record is from RefSeq and is a predicted model, not a curated record.